ACCCCCUCCAUCUCCUCUCUUUGCAUGUCUGUGUGUCCGAGGGGAGGAAGAAAGGAAGAAAAGAGGGAGGGGAGGGAAGGGAAGAGAGAGCCCGGAUCACUGUGCAGGGAGCUGCUGCCACCUCAACAUGGUGUAAGUCGCCAUCCUGCAGCCACUCCACACCAGUGACGGCGGGGAGAGCGGCCGAGCACAGCGGGGGAGACCGGAGAGCAGGGGCCGCUGCACCCCAAUGAGCAGAACGUGAGGGAGAAGGGGAUCUCGCCCUGCUGUGUCUGGAUCCUGGGCGGAGAGGAGGGGGUCGCAGCCUGCCGGGGACACUGAAGAAGAGAGGGGGCGACCAUGGCCAACGACUCGCCUGCCAAAAGCCUGGUGGACAUAGACCUCUCCUCCUUGCGGGAUCCAGCUGGUAUAUUUGAGCUGGUGGAAGUGGUGGGCAAUGGCACCUAUGGACAAGUGUAUAAGGGUCGACAUGUCAAAACAGGCCAACUUGCAGCUAUCAAAGUCAUGGAUGUUACAGAGGAUGAAGAAGAGGAAAUCAAACUGGAAAUCAAUAUGCUGAAGAAAUAUUCCCAUCACAGAAAUAUUGCCACUUACUACGGUGCUUUCAUCAAGAAGAGCCCUCCUGGGCACGAUGACCAGCUCUGGCUUGUAAUGGAGUUUUGCGGUGCUGGCUCAAUCACUGACCUGGUGAAGAAUACUAAAGGGAAUACUUUGAAAGAAGAUUGGAUUGCUUAUAUCUCUCGUGAAAUCCUGAGGGGCUUGGCUCAUCUCCAUGCUCACCACGUGAUUCACAGGGAUAUCAAAGGACAGAACGUGCUGCUAACGGAAAAUGCAGAGGUGAAGCUAGUGGAUUUUGGGGUCAGUGCUCAGUUGGACAGGACUGUUGGUAGGAGAAAUACAUUUAUUGGCACACCAUACUGGAUGGCUCCAGAAGUUAUAGCCUGUGAUGAAAAUCCAGAUGCUACCUAUGAUUACAGAAGUGACCUUUGGUCUUGUGGUAUUACUGCUAUUGAGAUGGCAGAAGGAGCUCCCCCACUUUGUGAUAUGCAUCCAAUGAGAGCACUCUUCCUUAUUCCCCGGAAUCCUCCUCCCCGGCUAAAAUCUAAGAAAUGGUCAAAAAAGUUUUUUAGUUUUAUAGAAGGCUGCCUUGUGAAAAAUUACAUGCAGCGCCCUCCAACAGAACAGCUUUUAAAGCACCCAUUCAUAAGAGACCAGCCAAAUGAGCGGCAAGUUCGGAUUCAGCUGAAGGACCAUAUAGACAGGACCCGAAAGAAAAGAGGAGAGAAAGAUGAAACGGAGUAUGAAUACAGUGGAAGUGAAGAGGAGGAAGAGGAAGUGCCUGAGCAGGAAGGAGAGCCAAGUUCCAUUGUUAAUGUGCCUGGAGAAUCUACUCUUCGACGUGAUUUCCUGAGACUGCAGCAGGAAAACAAGGAGCGCUCUGAGGCCUUGCGAAGGCAGCAGCUGCUGCAGGAGCAACAGCUCAGAGAGCAGGAGGAGUACAAGAGACAGCUACUGGCAGAGAGACAGAAGCGUAUAGAACAGCAGAAAGAGCAAAGGAGGCGACUGGAAGAGCAACAAAGAAGAGAGCGUGAGGCUCGCAGGCAGCAGGAGAGAGAGCAGAGGAGGAGAGAGCAGGAAGAGAAAAAAAGGAUGGAGGAAAUGGAGCGGAGACGUAAAGAAGAAGAAGAACGUAGACGAGCGGAAGAAGAGAAAAGACGAGUGGAAAGAGAACAGGAGUACAUCAGACGACAGCUGGAGGAGGAGCAGAGGCACUUGGAAAUCCUUCAACAGCAGCUGCUUCAGGAGCAGGCCAUGUUACUGGAAUACAGGUGGCGGGAGAUGGAGGAACACAGACAAGCAGAAAGGCUGCAACGUCAAUUGCAACAAGAACAGGCUUACCUUAUGUCUUUACAACAUGAUCACCGGCAGCAACCACCACCACCGCAGCCGCAGCAACCACAGCCCCAGCAGCCUCCAGUGCCACCGCAAGAAAGGAACAAGCAAAGUUACCAUACACCAGAACCUAAGCCCCACUAUGAGCAGGCUGAACGUGUACGAGAGGCAGAAGAACGCCUUAGGAAAACUAACCAAGCCUCUCCUGAAGCACAGUCAAAGCAAACAGGGAGAGUGUUGGAACCGUUAGUGCCUUCAAGAUCGGAGUCUUUUUCCAAUGGGCAUUCUGAACCUGCUCAGCCUGCUAUGCAUAGGCCAGUGGAACCUCAGGUACAAUGGUCUCAUCUGGCAUCCCUCAAGAACAAUGUUUCCCCUGUCUCGCGAUCCCAUUCCUUCAGUGACCCUGCUCCCAAAUUUGCGCCUCACCAUCUACGUUCUCAGGAGUCACACCCACCCACACGCAGUGACGUUCUAAGUCAAAGUUCUGACCCUAAGUCUGAGACAGCAGAGCCCAACCAAAGGGCUUGGUCUCGAUCAGACAGUGAAGAGGUGCCUCCAAGGGUGCCUGUAAGAACAACAUCUAGAUCCCCGGUGUUGUCACGAAGAGAUUCCCCACUGCAGGCCAGUGUGCAACAGAAUAAUCAAUCUGGACAGAGGAAUUCCACAAGCAAUAUUGAGCCAAGGCUACUUUGGGAGAGGGUAGAGAAGCUAGUGCCCAGACCAGGCAGUGGCAGCUCUUCAGGAUCAAGUAACUCCGGUUCCCAGGCAGGAUCUCAUCCAGGGUCACAGAGUGGAUCUGGAGAACGCUUCCGCAUGAGAUCGUCCUCAAAAUCUGAAGGAUCACCUUCCCAGCGUCCUGAGAAUACGGCUAAAAAACAUGAUGAAAAGAAAGACACUGGAAGACCUAGCAAGCCUGCUGGAGAAGUGGACCUGACUGCUUUGGCAAAGGAACUUCGUGCUGUGGAAGAUGUGCGACCUCUGCAUAAAGUAACAGACUAUUCUUCAUCAAGUGAUGAGUCUGGGACUACCGAUGAGGAGGAUGAUGACGUUGAACAGGAAGGAGGAGAUGAGUCAACCUCAGGCCCUGAGGAUGCCAGAGCGAUGUCCUCACUUAAUUUGAGUAAUGGUGAAACAGAGUCUGUAAAAACAAUGAUUGUCCAUGAUGAUGUUGAAAGUGAACCUGCCAUGACUCCUUCCAAAGAAGGCACUUUAAUCGUCCGGCAGAGUACAGUUGACAAAAAGCGUGCCAUUCAACUUGAGAGCAAUGGCUUUGCCGGGCGUAUUCACCUCUUGCCAGAUCUGUUACAGCAAAGCCAUUCCUCCUCCACCACUUCUUCCCCAUCCUCAAGUCAGCCGACACCUACCAUGUCCCCACAGACACCCCAGGACAAGUUAACUGCUAAUGAGACCCAGUCAGCAAGUAACACUCUCCAGAAACACAAAUCUUCCUCUUCAUUUACACCUUUCAUUGACCCUCGUUUACUGCAGAUAUCGCCAUCUAGUGGCUCAACUGUAACAUCAGUGGUGGGAUUUUCCAGUGAAGCACUGAGGCCAGAUGCUAUGAGACAGGAUCCUACAAGGAAAGGAUCAGUUGUUAAUGUAAAUCCCACAAACACAAGGCCACAGAGUGAUACACCUGAGAUUCGCAAAUAUAAGAAGAGAUUUAAUUCUGAGAUAUUAUGUGCAGCACUGUGGGGCGUUAAUUUGUUGGUGGGCACUGAAAGUGGAUUAAUGCUGUUAGACAGGAGUGGUCAGGGAAAAGUGUACCCCCUCAUCAACAGGAGGAGAUUUCAGCAGAUGGAUGUCCUCGAAGGCUUAAAUGUAUUGGUCACUAUAUCAGGAAAAAAGAACAAGCUGAGAGUGUAUUACUUGUCCUGGCUGAGAAAUAAAAUCCUUCGUAAUGACCCAGAGGUGGAGAAGAAGCAGGGCUGGACAACUGUGGGGGACUUGGAAGGCUGUGUGCACUAUAAAGUUGUAAAAUAUGAGCGGAUCAAGUUUUUGGUAAUUGCUCUAAAGAGUUCAGUGGAAGUCUAUGCCUGGGCGCCAAAGCCAUAUCAUAAGUUCAUGGCCUUUAAGUCAUUCGGUGACUUGGUACACAGGCCGCUAUUGGUAGACCUGACAGUAGAAGAAGGACAGAGGCUAAAAGUAAUCUACGGCUCCUGUGCUGGCUUUCAUGCUGUUGAUGUGGACUCUGGAGCAGUCUAUGACAUUUAUUUACCAACACAUAUCCAGAGCAGUAUCCAGCCACAUGCAAUUAUUAUUCUCCCAAAUACAGACGGCAUGGAGUUGCUGGUUUGUUAUGAAGAUGAAGGAGUUUAUGUUAAUACUUAUGGAAGGAUCACCAAAGAUGUGGUUCUACAAUGGGGUGAAAUGCCUACUUCAGUCGCAUAUAUCAGAUCUAACCAGAUAAUGGGAUGGGGUGAGAAAGCCAUCGAAAUUCGAUCUGUAGAAACUGGUCACCUUGAUGGGGUAUUUAUGCACAAAAGGGCACAAAGACUAAAGUUCUUGUGUGAACGAAAUGAUAAGGUUUUCUUUGCGUCUGUACGGUCUGGCGGCAGCAGUCAAGUGUAUUUUAUGACCCUUGGCAGGAGUUCUCUUUUGAGCUGGUGAAGAAUGGAUCUGCUGAAUCUCCCCUACGGUCUUCAUAAGCUCCGGAACUUGAAUCCAUUUACAACUGGAGUACAUCCUGCGCACUGAUGUUCUAUUUGUUCAAGAUGGAGUUUGCAUUCAUUUAGUGGAUUUUGUGUUUCUAACUUAGGGGAGAAGAUUACAUAACCUUUCUGUAGCUUACAAGGCAGCUGAGGCUGUAAUGCCUUUGUUGGGUGCUAUAAACAUCUGAGAUUUGGAACAAGCAGCAGGGCUCUAAUAACUUAUACACUUCCUGUUACUUAAAAUAAGUUAUGAGUGAGAAGUGCAAAAACAAAUCACACUAAAAGCAUCCUUUCACCAUGAAAAAAUGGGACUUGACACAAGAGGGCAGACCAGGAGAACCUAUUAAGCCUUUCUGAUGAUGCACAGCCAGGCUUAUUAAUAUUUCAGUUAUUUAAUUUAGUGGGUUUUGUUUUUAUGUUGAAUCUGACAGGUAAAGUUCAUAUAAUAAACUGUAUUUAUAAAAUGUGAAAGGCAGCAGCUAAUGUAUUUUGUUUUUUUGUUUUUCUACACAAUGGUUUGGUCCAAUGUUGUGCAUUGCUGGACUUUGCCUAAAUACAUGCAAAAUGUUCUCUUUUUACGUUAUUUCUGCAUCCUUACAGAAUGUGUCACAGUAUUAGCGCUGCCUCAUCCAUAAUUGUGUUUUUGUUUUGUUUUUAUAAGGGGGGGGGAGGGGGGUUUCUCCUAGAAAUCCACAAUAAGUGUGCACGCAGUGAAUUGACCUAAAUCUGUACUGUAGAAAGGGAACAAAACAGGGUUGCGGAGUUGGACAUUACAGGCAAAUUCCAAUCAACUUAUCUUUUCUCCUACCUCAUUCUGGGCGAUGCACAAACCCCUUUGGUGGCAUGAGACCUGCAACUUAGUUGCAGACAUCCUGGGCCCUGAAGGGCUUAACAAAGAGGGUUUUUUUUUGUUUUUUCCUUCCUAUUUUACGUUCAUUGGUUUAUAACAUGAAUGUGUAAUUUUAAUACCAAAUUUGUGUCAGAUUGAUCUCUUUGGCUCAGUUUGUCCAAGCUGACAAAAGUUGCCAUUAAUUUACGGCACAAAAUAGCUACAUGGUGGUGAGAAAUACUGAUUAGGUUUAUUGGCCUUCCUAGGUUGUUUAUGUUUCAUUAUUUAAGUUAAUGGGUUUCACAUGUAUGUUUUUGACCUGAAUCAGUAGGGAUUUCACUGCUGUGAAAUUCAGGUGUAGCAUCCCGGGAGAUCAGUGUUUUAGGCUAGUUCUCUAAAUUGUAUAAUGUAGGAGUCUUAAAGGCGGUAUGGGAGGGGUGGGCUUAUUCCUGGGGGGUGGGCGAUGUAUUCCUUUUUUAAAAAUGCAAUGCACUAAAACAAUUCUAAGAAUGUAGUUAAUAUUGCUUAUUCAUAACUGACAUAUUGUACCUGUGUUUAGAUGUAAGAUUCCCGGUUCUGACUUUUUUAAUGAAAAUAUGAAAUAGUCUGCUUUAUUUUCUGAAAGUUUUGACAUUUGUAAUAAAUGUCUGAACAGGAAUAACCAGUUUAAUGGCUACCCAUUCUUUACUUGAGGUUUCUGGAGUGUACAAUUGUGGUUGAUGUAGCAAUGCACAGUGUCAUUAUUCUACAAUCCUUUCUGGUGUGGGGUACAUUGUUGACAGCUGCCUUAAGCUGUUCAUUUGUGAACAGUUUCUCUUUUUAAUAUAGAAAUAGACAACUCUUCUGUUGUUUCUGCCAUUGUAUUAAAGCAUUUUGAUUCUUUAAUUGCCAUGUAAUACACAUUGAGCGAGUGCACUGGGGUUUGAAGUAAAAGCUGGGAAGCUUUCAUAAUCAACUAGUCCUCACAAUAUGAGUUCUUCUCCGCAGCCAUACUUUACACAUCCAUCCAUCCAUUCAAAUCAUAAGCAGGCCUUAUUAUUGGCAGAAACGUAAGUUUGGAAUUUUGUUGGAUAUUCUUUCCAAUAGCACUGAAAAGCAAUGCUUAUGUGUAUGUUUUGUUCCAUUUACUUAUGUAAAAGGGCAGAAGGCCUAAAGAGCUGAGGGGCAGUUUUAUUAACCCUGGUGAAGUGAUAAAGUGGAAGCUGAUAACGCACCAGCAAAUCAGAUCCUAACUGUCAGUUUUUUUUUAAACCCAGCCUGUAACAUGGAAGUUAGGAGCUGAUUGGAUGGUGCGUUAUCAUCUUCCACUUUAUCACUUCACCAGGCUUAAUAAAUCUCCCCCUGUGUCCUAAGUUUUCUGAAAGUAGCCUAACACAGUGGGGUAAAUUUACGAAAACGAGAGUUCUAUUUAAGAUGGGAUGUUGCCCAUAGCAACCAAUCAGAUUCUACUUCUCAUUUAUCUAGCACCUUCAAGAAAAUAAUACCUGGAAUCUGGUUGCUAUGGGCAACAUCCCAUCUUAAGUAGAACUCCCAUUUUAGUAAAUUUACCCCAGUAAGUUGUAACCUCCUUUCUGCCUCUCUCCUCGUCUUGUGUGGAGUUUUCUUUUUUUUUUCUCCAGGGAGCCCAAUGUAUCCGAAAUUGUCCUAUGUAAUAAAUUGUUGACAUUUUUAUCGCUGCCUUUAUUUUUGUCCCUUACGUCAACUAUUUAAAGCUACUGAGCAAGAAUAGAUUACCUGGAGAAAUUACGAUUGGUAAAUGUUCAUGGUUAAAACUACUGUGUUUGUAAUAUUUUUAACUAACUGUUCAAAAGCUACAAACAAAGAUACUUCUAUUGUUGAAUUAGGUGGGAUAUACUUUUACCCAAAACUCAUUCCAAAAUGUCCUAGUGUAAUUUUUCAAUUAAACCAGUAUUAACAAAAACCACUACAUGAUAAAUAUGGACAAUGUCGUUAAUAUCCUUUACAAGAAAACAGAAUCCAGUUGCUCCUUGAUUUAGUUAAUGCAUAAGAAAUAAUAUUCUUGUACGUUUGAAUUACUGAAACUGACUGCAGUGUUGCUUCUGUUUUUUGUUUUGUUUUAUGCACAUGUUACGUUGGAGAAAAUGUUUACAUUUUUUGUUAAACUAAUGUGCAUCACAUAUUUAUGUUUUUUAAGUGAAUAUUUGCAUAAUUUUAGUAAUACACAUUUUGUGACCUAUAACCUCAAACUUUUUUCAGAUUAAUAACAGUGCGAAAGGAUAACAGUGACAAACUGCAUAAAAUUACUAAUUGUUGAACUGCAAAGCAGACUUGUGUCAAGUGAAACACAGACAUUUUGCAGUGCUAUCUAACUUAUGUCUACUGUGUUACAUGGAUAUUCCUAUUUUCCCCAUUUUUUUCCUUAAAUAAAGUAAAAAUUACACCUACA
Pseudophryne corroboree (corroboree frog) is the source of this 7780-nucleotide messenger RNA. RefSeq names its product mitogen-activated protein kinase kinase kinase kinase 4 (gene MAP4K4). Gene Ontology annotation, biological process: protein phosphorylation. Gene Ontology annotation, molecular function: protein kinase activity; ATP binding. The record is from RefSeq and is a predicted model, not a curated record. Lineage: Eukaryota; Metazoa; Chordata; Amphibia; Anura; Myobatrachidae. Bases 340 to 4503 code for a protein of 1387 amino acids. The transcript is spliced from 33 exons.